CUAAAAUUUACCAUUCUCUCCCUCAAAAUGGCGACUUGGCAUUGAAAAACAGCGAGUGGUGAAAACAUUCAAUGAGCGGGAAAACCAAACACCUCCGCGAUUUUUGAAUUUGAAUUUACAUAAUCUUUAUUUAACCUCCAUUCAUGUUUUUGUAAUCUUUUCACUGAGUGAAAACCAUUCAAAAAACAGUCGAGAUUGAUUGGAUGAUGUGAAAUGAAUUGAGUAGAAUUGACAUGCAAUGGAGGAUUGUUAUCAUAGUAUGAAGAGAAAAGAGUUGCAAGCACUAUGCAAAAAGCAUGGCCUUCCUGCUAAUCGAACCAAUUUCGAAAUGGCGACACGUUUGACCCAAAUUCUCCAGGCAAAGGGAAACUCAAUUUCCGAAGAAGCUAGUGAGACAAAGUCUGUAGAUGAGAUAAAGAGAGUGAAGAAAGUAAAGUUCAGUCCUGACGUUGAAACACGUGAGUAUGAGCUUUCCGUUUAUGGAAAGGGAGCCCGUCGAAUAACCAGGGGGGCUACUUUAGUUAAUUUUCCUGUAUCAAAUGAAUCUAAAGAAACCAUUGCUGUUUCUGGAAAGAAACGAGGUCAAAACGGGGAAGAUGAAAAACGAAUAACCAGGAGGACUUCUCUAGUUAAUCCUCUUCUAUCAAAUGAAUCUAAAGAAAUCAAUGGUGUUUCUAGAAAGAAACGAGGUCGAAGCAGGGGAGAUGAAGAGAUGAGAAGUGAGAAUGAUUCAAGGAGGGUUACUCGGUCAAGGAAUGUGGUUGAUAACCAGGGCACUGUUUCUAUCAUAGUGGAGAGAACUGAAACAGUGGUUGAAGAAAUCAAAGAGGAUCCGAAAGUUGUUAGGAGGUCGAGAAGAAAUAUGGAUGUUUCUAAAGAUUCUGAGGUUAUGAACGUUAAAGGAGUUCGUAGAGUUACAAGGUCUUCAGCUUCUUCAGUUACAGGGCAAAAUGAAGUUGGGAUAAAGGAGUCCAUAAAGGGCUUAGGUAGAAAGGCAUCUAAAGGAAAGUAUGGUGCACCGCUUGAUGGUGAGGCGGGAAGUUAUGGAAAAGGGGUGUUCCAAGAGACUAAAAAGCCUGGGAGGAAAGGGGUAUUACAGGGAGUUGCUGAAGAUGCAGUGGAAGAUUCUUUAGAAAGUGUAGAAGAUGUUCAGAAGGCUUCUACACCUGCAGUUGAUCCACGAAGGUCCAGGCAUAGAGCUACUACCUCUAAUGUUGGUGUUAGUGAUGAGUUAGGAAUAAGUGAAGCUGUGCAAAAGGAUACACAAUUGAUUGGAAAGGGGGUGUUAAAAGAGACAAGGAAGCGUAGGAGGAAAGGGGUUUUAGAUGGAGAGGUUGAAGAUGAAACUAAAGGUUCUUUAGAAACUAUAAAAGAUGUUGAGAAGGCUUCUAUACCUGCAGUUCAUCCACGAAGGUCCAGGCGCAAAACUACCGUAUUUAACUCUAAUGUUGGUGUUAGUGAUGAAUGUGGGAUAGGUGAAGCUGUGCUAAAGGAGAAGCGAUUGAAUGAUCAUCUUUCUGGCAAAGAUGCUUAUGUGACUCAUGAACCAAGCUGGACUAGAAGUAAAGUUUCCAGGAAGUCUGUGGAGUGUGUAGGAGAAGUUGGGCAACCACGCAAAAAUACUGCUGCAACAAGAAAAGGUAAAGAUGUGGGACAAGGGAAGCUAUUGAAUGAAACUGUUUCAGGUAAAGGUGCUCACGUGAUUGAUAAACCUCGGAGGUCCAAAAAAAAUGCUAUUGCACUACAUAUGACAGCAAGUUCUAAUAAAAUGGAGGAAAUUGCUGAUAUUGUUGGAAAGGUUGAACAACAAAAUGAAAAAGCUGAAACAGUUCAGGAUAGACAAAUUGAUUCGACUGGUGAUGAGUUUUUAAGUGGAAAUACUCCAAAGCGUUCUACAUGUCAUGUAGCAGAAAAUGACUUGGUUGGAUCUUCUGCACCCAUUAAAUCUGUUGGGAAGAAGAAGCAAGAAAGCAUAUCAACAGUGCCAAUUACAACUAAAGAAACUACUCCAACAAACAUAUCAGGAAAAGGUCCCCACAGAUUCACAAGAAGUGCUUCUAGACAACAUUUGAUAGAUGUUGGGAAGUUUGGGCAACAAAAUGAAAAAACUGAACUAAUGGAUGUGAAUAUUGAUGAGUUGUUGGUUGGAAAUACUCCAAGGCAUUUUACACAACAUGCCUUAAACAAUGACUUGGUUGGAUCGUUUGGACCCAGUAAAUCUGUUGAAACGAAGCAACAAAAUGACUCGGUUAGAGUUUCUGCAUCUAGUAAACAUGUUGAGAAGAAGGAAAGAAGCAUAAUAAGAGUGCCAGUUACAAUGAAGGAUACUACUCCAAUAAACAUAUCAGGAAAAGGUUCUUGCAUGAGCGAUGAACUACGGAGGUUCACAAGGAGUGCUUCUAGACAGCUUUCGACAGCAACUUUCAGUGAAAUAAAUACGGUUUCUGAAAGUGGUGGGAAGGUUGUGCUAGAGAACAAAAUUCGUGAAAUGGUUCAAGGGAACAAAAUUGAUGUGGCUAUUGAUGAGUUUUCCAUUGAAAAAACUCCAGGUCAAUCUACUGGACGUGUACAUAGAUCUGGCUUAAUUGGACCUUUUGCAUCUGUUGGGAAGAAGCAACAAAGUAUUUUAUCAAGAAUGUCAAGUGUGAGCAAACGAACUAUUCCAACAAACACUUCACCACCAAUUGAAGAAACUGGAUUAAUUAUGAAAGAAGCUUCAGGAGAAAGAAAUUAUUUAGUCUCGAACAGGCAUAAUGAUUUUGAAACCUCUGAGAAGGGAGGGAAAUACAAAACCAUACGUAGAGGAAAAAGAAACAUUGCUUCAGUGGGUGCUUUGACUAUACAUUCUGACAUUGGAGUACAGAUGGACAUUACAUCAAAAUUGGAGGAAACUCUGGAAGCAGCACCGCUUGCAUUGAAAAAUUCUUUCACAAAAGAGGAUACAUCAAAGCUUGCAGGAGAGUCUGUAUAUGUUUCUGCUUUGCUUUCUGACAUUGGAGUAGAAAUGGAUACUUCAACAACUUUAGAGGAAUUUCUUAUUGGAGAUGGCAGUAUCAGCGUAGAUAGCCCACCAUGUCAGCCAUUGGAUGUCAGUGCAAAGUUCGAUAAUCAUGAUUCAGCUGAGGUUAAAGGAAACACUUGUGAUGUGAUGUCUUUCUCUGAUGCCUUCUCAUCUCUUUCUCCGUCAACAGCAGAAUUGGAGAAUGUGCCUGCUGAGGAAGAAUUGUUAUUAGGCGAAGAAGAAUGUGAAGUGAAUGAUUAUGUCAGUAUUCAUUCAUGUGAAGACAUUGUAUUUAUUGACAAGGGUGGAUGUGAACUAAACGAGGCUGAUCAGGACGAUACAAAUGUUGAAACUGAAAUUAAAAUACAAGAAGUCAGUUUAGAGAUUUUUAAUAAGAAUAGCACCAAUGACGUAGACCAGGAAACUGACGGUGGCAGUGAUUUUGCAACUGAAGUUAAAAGUGCAUCUGUUCAAGAAGAUGACGUCAAUUGUAUGGAAAGGAAAGAACAGGAAGAUACACUAGACGUGAAUAGGCACGGAGGAGUACCUCAUGAUUCGCAAGCAUCCCCCACUUUUAAAGCUGAGACUUUUAUAGAGGAAGUCAAAGACAUACACCUUGAAAGUGGUGGUGUUGUCGAAGAGAGCCAAAACUACUUUUCUACAAGAGUUGCUUUAACAUGCCCACAUUCUACAUGCACCAUUCCUGAUAUUAAUGAUGAACGUCAACAAGGUAACUUGUCUUUGAAGAUCAGUAAACAACAUCAAAAUGUAGCAGACAAAGCAUCAACCGCCACUAACUCUAUUGAUGAAGACACAAAUGAAGUUCUGGAAGAAGUACCAGCAGAUGCUUUACCCCAAUUCAAUCAUGAGAAGCUGGGUGAUAAAAAUGCUGGGAACACUGCAAUAACAAAAAACUCCAGUGAUGAGAUUUUGUGCCAAGAAGAUUUUCAAGAUUGCAUAGUUAGUGAAAGAGGAAAUAGUUUUAACAACAGUGGCGGUGAACAAUUCUUGUCAGAAGCAUCAUCUGCUCAAAGGAUCCGAGACCUGUCCUCUGAGAAGGUUGAGGAUAAGGACUGCGGUAUUGAAGAGAUAUAUGACAAUAAGAAUAGCAGUAUAGAGGAUGUUGUGGAUGGGGCAGAUGCUCACUAUAAUCUUGUGGGGUAUAUGGUUGAAAAUCAAAGCACGCAUGAAGAGAUAAACAUUAAAAAACCUGAAGUGGAAGAUAAGGAGGUUUCAGGGAAUUAUUUGGUAGCAAAAUUUGGGGAUUAUGGUGGUUCCCAAAAGGUUGUUGCAGAAGUGAACUCUGCAGGUGAAGAAUCUAGUGAUUCACAAAUGGCAAUAAAGGGAAUGACUAUUGGUAAGUUUGCGGAAGCACAAUUGAAGUUUGAGCAGUCUCGUCAGGUUUUAGGGAAUGAAACCGCAGAAUGUAAUCCGAUAAUGAACCUUUCCUUCUAUGAUGAUUGCGAGGAAGUAGCUACUGUUUUGCCGCAGAGCACUCAACAAAGUAAUUUUCUUGAGGCAAAGAAUGUUGAAUUGAAUUCAGAAUCUACCCAAAGCAUUAAUAGUAUCGAUAGAGUGGAGGAAGAAAGAAUGCUAUUUAAAGCAAGUGAUUCUGAAGUUGACUCUUCUACAAACUUCAUGGGCGAUCACUCGGAUGCUAAGGAAGCUCCAGAAGUUCCUGAUACUAGUAUUUAUGAUGGUAUGUUUGAAAAUAGAAAAGCAGCUGGUGAAACAUGCAUGAUGGUAGUGGAUAUUCAGCAACAACAAAAUGAAGGGACUUCACAAACGGCAAGCAUAGUUAAGUCUGAUGAAGUAAUUUCUGUUUGUUUCGAUGGCUUACCAAAAAGUAGCAAUGUUGAGCUGGUUACUUUGUCUGAGGCUGGAUUGACUAAUUCUGGAUGCCUCAGUAGUGCAUCUGAUGGAGUUUACAAUGCUGCAAUUCAACUUGAAGUGAUGAUGGUUGAGCCUGACAGUCCUAAUGAGGAGCAUGUGCCAUAUAUGGACACAGGUGAUGUAAAUGCAAAAGUUGAAGUUGCCAAGGAUGGAGCUGGAAAAUUGGAAGAUCAUAUGGAUGGCAAUGGUACUAACCAGGGUGUUGAGCAGGAAUCAGAAAAUAGAUCAUUGAAUCAAGUUGAAUCUGCCAGUAUUUGUGACGGUACUUUUGGAAAUAGAAAAGCAGCUGAUGAUGAAAAAUGCAUGAUGGCAGUGGAUAUUCAGCAGCAGCAAUAUGAAGGGACUUCACAAUCAGAAAGCACUGUUAAGCCUGAUAAAGUGAUUUCUAUUUGUUUAAAUGGGUUGCAAAAAAGGAGCAAUGAUGAUCCGAUUACUUUGUCUGAGGCUGGAUUUACUGAUUCCAGAUUCCUCAAGAAUCCAUCUGAUGGAGUUCACCAUGCUGAAAUUCAAUUUGAAAUAAAGAUGUUUAAGCCUAACAGUCCUAGUGUGGAACAUGUGCCAGAUAUGGACACAAGUGUCGUAGAUGCAAAAGCUGGAGACACAAAGAAAGGUGCUGGAGAAAUGGAAGAUAAUUUGGAAGGCAAGGGUACUAACCAGGAUGCUGAGAAGGAAUCAGAAAAUAGAUCAUCAAGUCAAGUUGAAUCUUCCCUUAACUCCAACUGGGAGGCGAAUAUGAUUUAUGAGAAAGGAGAACAAGAUGCUGGAAAAUCUGAUGAAGAACACUUUAAGGAGAAUUUGAUGAGCAAGAACUCUGAGAAGGUUACACCUGGAGAACAAGAGCAAACGGCAAAACUUGGUGAAGUCUUGGAAGACAAUUUGACAGGUGAUAAUUCUGAGAGUUUUGUGCAGUUACACCAAGAUUUAGUAAAUGAUGAAAAAGUUGAACAAGGAACUGAAAUGAAUUUUGGCAUAGAUGACAUAGUUUCUGAUGAAAAAAUUGACAAUGCACCUGUAAUCAAUCAAGAGUUCCUUCAUAUUCAGAAUCCUGAGGAUAAGGAGGUGGAAAAUACCGUUUUUCCUGCAAAGGAAGGGGUUUUAGCAGAAGUUGCAUAUUGUGGCCAUGGCGUCAGGGAAGAUGUUUGUGUAGAAGACAAUGGUGCUUCCAUGAAAAUACCCAUCAAAAAUAUCGAUAUACAAGAAGAGGAAGGAGAUGGAGGGGCUGUUCAAUCAGACUUUUGGGAAGAUACAUUACUUGAAAUUUCAAAGACUCAUCAGCUACAUAAGGUUAUUUCAAGUUCUAGCCAACAGCAAGACGACAUGCCAGCAGAACUUUCAACACUUGCAGAUACCUAUUGUGCUAAACCUGAAGAUGAUUUAUGCAGUUCUUCCAUACAACAAAUUACAAAAGCUUAUUAUGAAGAGCUUGAGGAACAAUUGAUGAAGAAUGAUGAAGUACUUACAGCAGAACAAACUGAUGUAGGUCAGAAAGCUGGUGGAGAACUAAAUAAGUUUACAGAGAGUUCAACCUUGGGAAAAAAUGCAAGUGUACAUCAGGAUGUAACUGAAGAGGAACUUGACUUGCAGCAAGAUCCAGUUAAUGAAGGAGUUUCUGAAGAUGAUAAUGACUGUUUAGCUGCUCUCAACACAUUCUCACCUGACAACAUAAGCAAGACACCUCCUGCAGAGACCGAGGAACCACAUAGUUUCGAAGAUAUUUCUCAACUCCAACAUAAGCUGGAAUCUGAUAAUACAAUCAAGUCUGCUAUUGACGCUUCUCCAGAUCAUGAAUGUGAAUCUUCCAAGCUGAGUCUGGUUUCUGGAGAGGGAGAAGAAGAAUUCCAACUCAAUCUGACAAGUCAGGAAGCUGAACAGUCUGAUAAAACUGUAGAGGAAAAUGAUGAACUGAGUUCAGAGAUGAAAACUGCUGAAAUCGAUUUAGUUCAUCCAAUACAACAGAAAGUUUCUGACUGGUAUACUAUGAAAGAAAAUGCACCAACCAAUAAGGAGGAGCAAAUUGGUAAUAUGACUGCACCAAAAACAUUAACUAAGAGGCGUCCUCUAGAGGAUGUGAGGAAUUAUCACUAGGUUCAUUAGAUUGCUUGCUCUCUAAGCUAGGUUAGGUAUUUAUUUUAUGCAUUUGGAUUUUAUUAUGGACUUCUAGAGUUUGAUAUAUUGUAAGCAUAUCUCAUGCCAUUUAGUCAUUAUUACUAUCUUAAAGAAAUAUAUGAACGUACAGAGUUUUUCACAA
Mercurialis annua (annual mercury) is the source of this 7142-nucleotide messenger RNA. RefSeq lists its product as uncharacterized. The record is from RefSeq and is a predicted model, not a curated record. The transcript is spliced from 10 exons. Lineage: Eukaryota; Viridiplantae; Streptophyta; Magnoliopsida; Malpighiales; Euphorbiaceae. Bases 239 to 6979 code for a protein of 2246 amino acids.